Molecule: messenger RNA, 6909 nt
Organism: Gigantopelta aegis
Lineage: Eukaryota; Metazoa; Mollusca; Gastropoda; Neomphalida; Peltospiridae
Exons: 4
Coding region: 197-5230 (1677 amino acids)
Biological process (GO): microtubule anchoring
Cellular component (GO): cytoskeleton
Molecular function (GO): microtubule binding
Source: RefSeq, a predicted model, not a curated record
CGUCACAAUCAGUAAGACGUCAGCGAAAAAGGGAGAGAGAAAGAGAGAGUGAGAGAGAGGAUGGAACAAUCUGGUCGGGGUACGAGGCAGAGCAGUCCGUAAUAACAACAUGUGACAGGUUUUUAGGAAGAUGUUCUUUGCUAUAUAAAGAGGAGUUAACUGCACUAAUUCAGAUCAGAAACCCGAACGAAUCAACAUGGCAAGCUGCUGCAUCAGCAAUAACAAUAAAGAUGAAUCAGAGAAAUUGCCGAAGCUGCGAGUUCUCACAAAAGAUGAAGCAGAGUUCUAUUACAAAAGAAUUAUUGGGUGCGAGGUAUCUGAUUGUCAAGUGAAGGAUAAGAAACCAUGGGCAAAGACAAAUGUUAGAUUCAAAGAACAGACUGAUACUAGCGGAGUAUAUUCUGGUGUGAAAGACAAACCUGAUAAUGCCAGUGUAAACCAACAGAUCACAUUACCGAAGCUGAAGUGCUGUAAAGGACCUGUCCGUGAGGUACCACAACAGGAGAGAAAUAUAGGUCAGGCUGGUUCCAGGUAUUCAGUCAAGUUUACUGCUAGUCCAGCUAUUGGUGGUGGUAGUUACCAAUCUAUAUUGCGCCAGCCUAUGACACACAUAUAUAAAGUACAUCAGUUGCCAGUUCAGAGAGAAGGACCUUCUAUUGGUUGCACGAGAAUCACAAGACACCUUCCAUCAUACAAUCUGAAACUUGUUAAGCAUAAAGUAACAAUCAAGCCAUGGGUUUUCCCAACAGCAACACAAUCUUACCACAGGACCAUGGUUGGUGGUAACUCGAAAGGAUUCUGUGCACCAAAAGAAAAGAAAAUUAAACCAGAAGCUGCGGUUGCCCAGUUAGAAGUGCGACCUCGUUUACAACAAAUAACAAGGCACAACAAUAAGGAUGAACAAUCUGUCGGGAGUAUGGAUUAUCAAACAAAGAAGAAACCUGACUCCAGUAAUACUAAACAACAUUCAGUGGAUAAGACACGUUCCACCAAAGAGACUAGUGCUGCUAAAAAAGAUCACACAGGAAGGCAAUAUAAACACACUCAAGACGACAAACGCGAAUGGAAGAAAGUUUCUAAAGAUCCAUCGAAAGGCACACAUGAGGGACAAACGACUGCUAGCCAGCAGCAAUAUCAAUUAACCUCGUCAGCAGCAGACGGAACUUACAAACCACCCGAGAAACCGUUUGAUGGCAGGACUGUUUACAAAGAAGGCUUAAAAUCACAAAAGGUACAUCCUAAAUAUAACUUGAAACAAGAAGAUAGUGUUGUCAAGUCAAAAAUGCAAUUUGAUUAUCAAAAGACAUCUAAAAAGGAUUUCCCUAAAUAUAAAGUCGAACAGCGAACAGAUCAUAAACAACAGGACGUUUAUGUGCCACCUUCUGAAUCUUUCAGUGACCAUACUGAUGAUAAGGAUUCGUUUAAUGUCAGUCAGGUACAAAAAAGUGAACCAAAUACAAACGAGAAUUAUAUUCUUCCUGAUAUAGAUUUCGAAGGCAGAACCACAAAUCGAGAGAGUUUCAAAGGGAUUUUUGUACCUAAAAGAGAGAACUUGAAACCAGAAAAUAUUGCUAUACAUUCAGAAACACCAUUUGAUGAUACUACGACAUCAAAACACGAUUUCAAGAAACAUGAUGUUCAACGUCGAUUAGAUUACAAACCACAGGAAGUUUACGUGUCAUCUACAGAACCGUUUGAUGACAACACUGAUUACAAGAAUUCGUUUAAAGUUCACCAGAUACCUAAAAGAGAAAACUUUAAACCAGAAAAUAUUGCUAUACAUUCAGAAACACCAUUUGAUGAUACUACGACAUCAAAACACGAUUUCAAGAAACAUGAUGUUCAACGUCGAUUAGAUUACAAACCACAGGAAGUGUACGUGCCAUCUACAGAACCGUUUGAUGACAACACUGAUUACAAGAAUUCGUUUAAAGUCCACCAGAUACCUAAAAGAGAAAACUUUAAACCAGAAAAUAUUGCUAUACAUUCAGAAACACCAUUUGAUGAUACUACGACAUCGAAACACGAUUUCAAGAAACAUGAUGUUCAACGUCGAUUAGAUUACAAACCAGAGGAGGUUUACGUGCCAUCUACAGAACCGUUUGAUGACAAUACUGAUUAUAAGAAUUCGUUUAAAGUCCACCAGAUACCUAAAAGAGAAAAUUUUAAACCAGAAGAUAUUGUUGUCCAUUCUGAAACACCAUUUGAUGAUACUACGACAUCAAAACACGAUUUUAGGAAACAUGAUGUUCAACGUCGAUUAGAUUACAAACCACAGGAAGUUUACGUGCCAUCUACAGAACCUUUUGAUGACAACACUGAUUACAAGAAUUCGUUUAAAGUUCACCAGAUACCUAAAAGAGAAAACUUUAAACCAGAAAAUAUUGCUAUACAUUCAGAAACACCAUUUGAUGAUACUACGACAUCAAAACACGAUUUCAAGAAACAUGAUGUUCAACGUCGAUUAGAUUACAAACCACAGGAAGUUUACGUGCCAUCUACAGAACCUUUUGAUGACAACACUGAUUACAAGAAUUCGUUUAAAGUUCACCAGAUACCUAAAAGAGAAAACUUUAAACCAGAAAAUAUUGCUAUACAUUCAGAAACACCAUUUGAUGAUACUACGACAUCGAAACACGAUUUCAAGAAACACGAUGUUCAACGUCGAUUAGAUUACAAACCACAGGAAGUGUACGUGCCAUCUACAGAACCGUUUGAUGACAACACUGAUUACAAGAAUUCGUUUAAAGUCCACCAGAUACCUAAAAGAGAAAACUUUAAACCAGAAAAUAUUGCUAUACAUUCAGAAACACCAUUUGAUGAUACUACGACAUCGAAACACGAUUUCAAGAAACAUGAUGUUCAACGUCGAUUAAAUUACAAACCAGAGGAGGUUUACGUGCCAUCUACAGAACCGUUUGAUGACAAUACUGAUUAUAAGAAUUCGUUUAAAGUCCACCAGAUACCUAAAAGAGAAAAUUUUAAACCAGAAGAUAUUGUUGUCAAUUCUGAAACACCAUUUGAUGAUACUACGACAUCAAAACACGAUUUUAGGAAACAUGAUGUUGAACGUCGAUUAGAUUACAAACCACAGGAAGUUUACGUGCAAUCUACAGAACCUUUUGAUGACAACACUGAUUACAAGAAUUCGUUUAAAGUUCACCAGAUACCUAAAAGAGAAAACUUUAAACCAGAAAAUAUUGCUAUACAUUCAGAAACACCAUUUGAUGAUACUACGACAUCAAAACACGAUUUCAAGAAGCACGAUGUUCCACGUCGAUUAGAUUACAAACCACAGGAAGUUUACGUGCCAUCUACAGAACCGUUUGAUGACAACACUGAUUACAAGAAUUCGUUUAAAGUCCACCAGAUACCUAAAAGAGAAAACUUUAAACCAGAAAAUAUUGCUAUACAUUCAGAAACACCAUUUGAUGAUACUACGACAUCAAAACACGAUUUCAAGAAGCACGAUGUUCCACGUCGAUUAGAUUACAAACCACAGGAAGUUUACGUGCCAUCUACAGAACCGUUUGAUGACAACACUGAUUACAAGAAUUCGUUUAAAGUCCACCAGAUACCUAAAAGAGAAAACUUUAAACCAGAAGGUAUUGCUAUACAUUCAGAAACACCAUUUGAUGAUACUACGACAUCAAAACACGAUUUCAAGAAACAUGAUGUUCAACGUCGAUUAGAUUACAAACCACAGGAAGUUUACGUGCCAUCUACAGAACCGUUUGAUGACAACACUGAUUACAAGAAUUCGUUUAAAGUCCAUCAGUUACCUAAAAGAGAAAACUUUAGACCAGAAGAUAUUGCUAUACAUUCAGAAACACCAUUUGAUGAUACUACGACAUCAAAACACGAUUUCAAGAAGCAUGAUGUUCAACGUCGAUUAGAUUACAAACCACAGGAAGUUUACGUGCCAUCUACAGAACCGUUUGAUGACAACACUGAUUACAAGAAUUCGUUUAAAGUCCACCAGGUACCUAAAAAAGAAAACUUUAAACCAGACAAUAUUGUUGUCCAUUCAGAAACACCAUUUGAUGAUACUACGACAUCGAAACACGAUUUUAGGAAACAUGAUGUUCAACGUCGAUUAGAUUACAAACCACAGGAAGUUUACAUAGCAUUUACAGAACCUUUUGAUGACAACACUAAUUAUAAGAAUUCGUUUAAAGUCCAUCAGUUACCGAAAAGAGAAAACUUUAAACCAAAAGGUAUUGCUAUACAUUCAGAAACACCAUUUGAUGAUACUACGACAUCGAAACACGAUUUCAAGAAGCACGAUGUUCCACGUCGAUUAGAUUACAAACCACAGGAAGUUUACGUGUCAUCUACAGAACCGUUUGAUGACAACACUGAUUACAAGAAUUCGUUUAAAGUCCAUCAGUUACCGAAAAGAGAAAACUUUAAACCAGAAGGUAUUGCUAUACAUUCAGAAACACCAUUUGAUGAUACUACGACAUCGAAACACGAUUUCAAGAAGCAUGAUGUUCAACGUCGAUCAGAUUACAAACCACAGGAAGUUUACGUGCCAUCUACAGAACCGUUUGAUGACAACAGCGAUUACAAGAAUUCGUUUAAAGUCCACCAGGUACAGAGAAGGGAACCUAGACCAAAAGAGGAAUAUAUUCCAUCGGCUUUUGAAUUUGAAGGCAGAACCACAAAUCAAAAUAAUUUCAAAGGGAUUUUUGUACCUAAACGAGAAAACUUUAAACCAGAAGAUAUUGUUAUCAUUUCGGAAACACCAUUUGAUGAUACUACGACAUCAAAAAACGACUUUAGGAAACAUGAUGUUCAACGUCGAUUAGAUUACAAACCACAGGAAGUUUACGUGCCAUCUACAGAACCGUUUGAUGACAACAGCGAUUACAAGAAUUCGUUUAAAGUCCACCAGGUACAGAGAAGGGAACCUAGACUAAAAGAGGAAUAUAUUCCAUCGGCUUUUGAAUUCGAAGGCAGAACCACAAAUCAAAAUAAUUUCAAAGGGAUUUAUUUACCUAAAAGUGAAAACUUUAAACCAGAAGAUAUUGUUAUACAUUCAGAAACAUCAUUUGAUGAUACUACGACAUCCAAAAACGAUUUUAGGAAACAUGAUGUUCAACGUCGAUUAGAUUACAAACCACUGGAAGUCUAUGUGCCACCUACAGAACCGUUUGCUGACAACACUGAUUAUAAAAAUUCGUUUAAAGUCCACCAGGUACAGAGAAGGGAACCUAGAUCAAAAUAGGAACAUAUUGCACCAGUUUUAGAAUUCAAAGGCAGAACCACAAACUGAAAGAUGUAUGUACAUAAAAGACGAAGCAGAAGAUGUUGUUACCCACUCAGGAAUAUCAUCUGAUGAUGCCACUUUGUCAAGAAAGGAUUUCAAUAAACAGAAAGUUGAAUAUUACGAGCCACCCGGUAAAUCUCUUGGUAACGAUUCUGCGUACACGGAUUCAUUUACAGUCAGGAUACAAAUGCAGAAACCAAGACCAAAGGAUUAAUUUGAUAGACCCGCAUUUCUCGAUAGUUUCUAAGGAAAAUAUUCAGCAGAAAGAGUAAGGCUUUAAACCAGAAGUAGGCUUUGGUGAUUGAACGACGUCAACGAAUGAUUUUACAGUAUAGAAUAGUUUAACAUGGGAACAAGUAAAAUGUAAGCAACACAUUUGUGGUGUGAAGUUUGAAAUGCAAGAGAAACAACUCUCCAGUAGGUGAUCUAGGUGGAGUGAAGGAUUUGAUGUGAUGGGGGUAAAAUGGGCGGUUUACUGGUAUGUCAGUAUUGUUCACACAAUGGAGUCAAUAUUUAGGUGGUAUUUCAACAGUAAUGAACUAUUUAUAUAAUUUUGUGUAAAAGCUUUGAAUUACUCAUUUUCAAAGUUUUCAAAGUAUGAAAUAAAAUAUUCAAUGUUUUUAGUUAAUAUACCGGAAUAUUGGAUGUACCAAUAACAGAUACAUUUGUACAUAAACCCCAGUAUCACUGAUAAUUAAAAGUUAUAUAAAUUUUAUUCUAUUUAGAUUACACAAGGUUCCAAUAAGACUUUAUAUAACUUUUAUACCUCUUUCGCAAACACCUGAUACCAUCACCGUUUUACUGUGAUUCACGAGUGCGUGCCAUCACAGCUGUAUAUAUUCCAUUGAGCUCUAUCCUGUGCAAACUUGAGGUUUCUAAGCUAGUAUUGGGGGUGGCAGGCCUCCUACGGGCGGUGCAGCAGGGAAUUGCGACAACUGAUAGUGGAUCAUGGAAGCAAUCACGACUUUGUCUAACGUCCUUUCGACUCUGUCUUGUGUAAAGAAAGUUUAAAGUUUGUUUUGUUUAACGACACCAAUAUAUUUAUUAAUCAUCGGCUAUUGGAUGUCAAAGAUACGAUUUUGAUGUUAAGAUACGGUUUUGUCAUUCAGAAUAAUACCUGUUAUAUGAUACAGAUAGUUACUCAAGCUAUCAGAUGUUUUGUUUGAUCAACAGGCUUCUGUGGUUCAUUGGUUCACGUCCUUCCACCAAACAAAAAACCCCAAAAUACAACAACAACACCAGACCCAAAAGUUUACUGGCCUUCAAUUACUUUUGUUGAGUAUAUUACAAAGAUACUAGAGGGGGGGGGGGGGGGGGGGGGGGGUGGGGGCAAUGACAUGUGGCAGAAGGCCACAAACGUUCCCGAAAGGGAUUCGUCGGAUUCUUUAAAAAAAAUAAAAAAAAUAAUUAUAAUAAUACUGUCGCCCCCCCCCCCCCCCCCCCCAUACACACCUUAGAUCCGCCCCUGGUAAUAGCUCAAUUGACCACAAAAAGGCGAGUCAUUUGUUUUCAUUUGUUUAGCACUUUUUAUUCAACGAUGAAACAACAACAGCAGGUAGUACACACACCAUCACACGUUUUCUCAUAAUUACGGACACAGAAUAUUGCAAAAUAAAAGCUUAUAGUCGUUCAAACGA